Molecule: messenger RNA, 1203 nt
Organism: Cylicocyclus nassatus
Lineage: Eukaryota; Metazoa; Nematoda; Chromadorea; Rhabditida; Strongylidae
Source: the annotation of a GenBank genome assembly
AUGGUGCUGGACCUAUCCCACUUCAAUAAGUUCAUUACGGUGCCCAAGUGCAAGUUUGAGGACUUAGGAAAAAUUCUACAUGUACUUCCUUUUCGGGGUUACAUGGCAACCUUCGACCUCAAGUCGGGGUACCACCACGUCAAAGUUUGUGACGAUCACCUACAAUACCUUGGGUUCAAGUGGCAAGGAGAGAUUUAUCAAUUCUUGUGCCUUCCUUUUGGCCUCUCGUCCGCGCCACAUAUUUUCACAAAGCUUCUUCGUCCCUUUGUCAAAAAGUGGAGAUCACUUGGCUUGGACGCCGCUAUAUAUCUAGAUGAUGGAUUAAUAUUCGGACCUUCCAGCUCAUCCUGCUCUCAUGCAGUCGACGCCGUUAGAGCCGAUCUCACUAAGGCAGGAUUCUUCUUCGCUGAAGAGAAGUGCAGCUGGACCCCGGCACAAAAAUCAAGCUGGUUAGGUUUCAUUAUUGAUUUGAAUGAGAUGACUAUAGAACUAUCAGAAGACAGGCUAGUUAGGGCAAGAGAUAAACUGCGUGUAUUUUCUCACGUUCGGCCGUCCUUGCAUGACAGGUUAAGCUGGUCGGGAACCCUAGCUUUUAUGCAUCUUAUCCUAAGUGAUGUAGAUAAACGGAACACUAUGGCCGUUGCAAGGGAGGCACAGGCCCAGAACUGGGGACUAGGCCGCAAGUGGCCGAAAUCUACACACGAAUGUCGAGAAAUUCGUUACUGGUUGUCUAGAUUAAGAGCGCCCCCGUCUCGAUCUCUCACGCCUUCUCGGGUAGACCUUGACUUCGACAAAAUUCUACAGGUAGACGCGUCUGCUCAUUCGGUGGGAGCUAUACUGGCAGAUGCGCACGGAUUGCAGUUAGGCAAGUCUUAUAGGGAACUUCCUAUGCACCUGCUAGCGCAAUCUAGUACGGCUAGAGAACUUUUUGCAAUGGGAUAUGGCUUAGAUACCUUCCAUAGUCAAGUUCAGUCUAGGGUACUCAUCUACACCGAUAGUCAAGCUGCGGCUAUUAUAUCCAAGAAAGUUUUCCUUGCCCCAACACAGCUGGAGUCGACGCAUUCGAUUAGUCAUCGGCUUGGACGGAAGGUCUCCUAUGCACCACGCUUCUCCGAGGGAGCAGCCCUGACAGCCAUGGCGAACCGACUAGGCCUGAGGACUAUCGGCUCAGUCAGUGAUCUCCAACGCGUUGCAGACGGAUAG